Rotaria sp. Silwood2 is the source of this 64-nucleotide messenger RNA. The record is from the annotation of a GenBank genome assembly. NCBI's taxonomy places the organism in Eukaryota, Metazoa, Rotifera, Eurotatoria, Philodinida, Philodinidae.
AUGAAAUUUGCUUCAUUUCCAUCAAGUAUAGCUACAGUAAGAUGGCUAAAAGACAGUGCUGCAC